Molecule: messenger RNA, 1601 nt
Organism: Hibiscus syriacus
Lineage: Eukaryota; Viridiplantae; Streptophyta; Magnoliopsida; Malvales; Malvaceae
Exons: 18
Coding region: 166-1389 (407 amino acids)
Source: RefSeq, a predicted model, not a curated record
AAAACGAGUAGUAUUAAUAAAAUCGGUUCAUUCUAUGCUUCGAUUUAGUUGGUAUUGCCGUCGAAAUUGCGUCCGAGUGCGUCUUUUAAGGUUCAGGCUUCAGCAUCGACACUCCGGUCAAGUUCUCCUGGUAAUCAGGACAUGCUUGAUUGAAUACACGAAACAAUGCGGAGUGUAAAAUGCUGUUUAAAUCCUAGUUUCAUAAUCAUAGCAGUGGCAGCUGUUCUUUCACAAUCACUUACGGUUACAUCUGUUGUUGUACCAAAAUCCAAUUGCUACGCCCUCGAUAAUUUUAGCAGGCUUCUUGAUUUCAGUGAUUGGGUUGGUGUUCCUUUUGCACAUGAGGGGAAAGACUCUGACUUGGUGAUCCGCUUUUGCAAAGAUGUGGAGAGUAGAUCACAAACGGGAUAUGUAGAUUUUGGUCGAUAUGAUAAGUAUAACUACUCUGUUUCUGGAUCAGGGCAUGUUUAUCUUGUUCAAGAGUUCUACAAUGGCGACCUGCUGAAUUGUGAGCACACCUUUGACAAAAUGGGACGCACUGCACAGGUAAAUAUUAUAUGCGGAAAUUGUUUAAAUGGGCAGUGUAAAGGCCAACAAAGUUGCAUAUGCAAUGUCACUUAUGAAUCCACUUGCAGAGUCAUUGUUGACUUGGCCAUUCCCUGUGAGAAAUCAGGCCCACGGAUAUUUGAGGGCUUUACUGUUGGAUUUCAUCCACGAUCAUGGGAAAUUGUUUAUAAUGGCCUGACUCAGUUGGGUUUUGAAAAAUCUCACCGUGAUUUUAGUUUCAGCACUGAACAGCAUCAUGUUACGCUUUAUCUGACUGCUAUUGCAUCCCGAUCCAAUCUUGUACAAAAACCUGUUGUCAAGGUCUUUCCAGAAAAUGGGCCGGAGGUUAAGUUAUCAGGCAGUGGGGCAACUGGGAAGCCGCCUACAACUUUAUCUCCCUCGACUUUACUUCUAGAUUGGAGAUGUAUAAAGGCCCACAAUUCCCCAUAUAAAGUUAAGAUCUCUAUUCCAGUAGAGGGCUACGAACCAAUAGAGUUUGUUCUAACAAAGAUGUGCGAAUACACACAAAAUCAGGAAGAAGAUGCUACGAGAGGGUGGGCAAUAUUCGGAAUAAUUUCUUGCAUAUUAAUGGUGUCGUCAACGCUAUUUUGCCGUGUAGGGUUUAUUUACAAGACACAAAUGGGACGCCAGCUUGGGAUUGAUGCACUGCCGGGCAUGACGAUUCUUUCUGCCUGUUUAGAGACCGUGAGUGGAGCAGGGCAAGGCUACUCGAGAGUAGAGGAUGUUAACACUGGGUCAGCCAAUGAGGUCUCAUGGGAGCGCCCAUCUAGUGCUGCUCAAGGAACAUGGACACCCAGUGAAAGCAAAUAUGGUUCAGUGUAAACUUUGCAGCCCUUCCCCUAAAAUUGCUAAUUUACUUCUCACGAAUCACAGGUACAAUCAAUUUUGCUUCAUCUAUUGUAGUCUCCUGGUGUAAGCAUCUGUAUUGCUGUUAUUUCCAGAUGUAGCAUUCAGAAAUUACUCCCAGGUCACAACUCAUGAAAUUUACGCUUUUCUCCCACCUUAUUUUAACCGAAAUAUGUACUUGAAGUUGU